GGCCGGCCAUGCCAAGAGCUUACUCCUAUAGAAGUAGGUACGUUCGUACUAGGUAGCUGCGAGUACAUGAUCGAUCGGCAGAUCAGAUAGAGCAUCCGGCUGAGAUCAGCUGAUAUGAUGAUGGAAAGGAAGAAAUCGUCCGAUCAAGUCAUGGCGGCCGGCAGCUUGCUUCUUUUGUUUGCAGCCGCCUUUGCGGCGGGUCAGAGUCUGGACGGCCUUGAAUACAUUGUAAUGAUUCAGCUGAAGGCAAGUAUUACAUUCCCGAGCACAGACGCAUGGACCGAAGCCGAUCCGUGCGACUGGCUCCGUGUGACGUGUGCCGCUCCAACAACGCACCCCGAGCACAAAUUUGUUACCUCUAUCGAUAUUUCUGAUUCGAAUAUCAACGGGACUCUGCCCGGAAGUCUGGGAGUCCUCUCCCAGAUGUUAGGCUUCGGAGCCGCCAACAACCGCCUCACCGGCCCACUUCCGGACUUCGCCAAUUGCUCAAAUCUCGGGAUGCUCGACGUCUCCCACAACGGCUUCACUUCAAUCCCGCCAACUCUGUUUCGCAACAAGCCUUCCCUCUGGUCAGUUACUCUAGACUACAACCUUUUGCUUCAGCCCUGGGAGAUUCCUGAAGAUCUGAGCUCCUGUUCACACCUCUUCAGUUUCACCGCCACCAGUUGCAACGUUCACGGGGACUUACCCAGCUUCUACAACAACCACACUUUCUCCGACUUAAAGGACCUCCAAUUGGGGAACAACCAUUUAUCCGGGCAUCUCCCUCCCAGCCUGCCCGAAUCUUUGGAGACUCUGUACCUGAACGACAACAAUUUGUCCGGCGGAAUACCGGACGUGUCCCGCCUCCGGUCAUUGACGGCAUUCAUCGUCAGCCAAAACAGUGUUACGGGUCCGGUGCCGGAAUCAUUGGCAGGAAUCUCCUCACUCCAGGAAGUGGAUCUGUCCAACAAUCAUCUCAAUGGCUCUGUCCCUGUUUUUAAACAAACAAAUGUGACAGUGCUUACAUGUGGGAAUUCAGGUUUAGGGGAAAAAGGGCUUCCUUGCUGAUCGAAAGCUGGGCAUGCUGAAGGAAGAUGAUCCAUCCAUGGACCAUGGGCUGGUUGAUCAUAUACUUGUAUAAUGUUUCUGUGUUCUUCCGUUUGUUUCAAUCCGAAGGUUUCGAUCUUUUCCGUACGUGCUUAAUUAAUUUUAGAGAAAAUUAUCUCUCUUUCUUUGAGAAACUCUCUUAGUAUCUCAUCUGAUGCUCGGUGGGUCUCUCUUUUUGUUGUUUUCACAUUUUAAUUAAAGUAUUGAGUAAUUAAUCAUGUGCUUGUAGAUAUUUAAAAUUAAUGGACCAAUUUUGAUUAUCA
Messenger RNA from Cuscuta epithymum, 1352 nucleotides. NCBI's taxonomy places the organism in Eukaryota, Viridiplantae, Streptophyta, Magnoliopsida, Solanales, Convolvulaceae. The record is from the annotation of a GenBank genome assembly.